UGACAAAAGCGCACAACUCUGGAACCUUCGCCUCGCGCCUCGAAAAGUCGUGCGCGCAGCGACAUGCACUGUGAAUCAAAUUGAUUCUGACAACCCGGAACGGUCGCUCUCGUAAUACGGGUCAGUCAGAAGAGGAGAAGAGAUCAAGAGGUGGACAUGGAUGACACCCUCACCACCGCGGCUGUGGUUGGAGCUCAAUGGGAAGACACGAACGACGAGCAGGAAUUUGAUGACAACGUCGAAGAGCACCGGCCCUUGCACGAAUCGCUCCUCCACCAAGCCGUCGCAGCUAAGAGCGAUCACAAACUCGAGAACGCCGGCCGAGACUUAGAUACCGCUUCUAUUGUCGCUCACGUCGAGGGCCCCGGCCCCUCAGUCAGAGCUCCAACGACAAGUCUCGACAAAUACGUCUGCAAGGCCGAAGCGCGAUGCGGCCUCCCCCAGCGCAGCACAGCUAAGAUCUUCAACCAUGCUCCCAAUGUGGAGAUUCCCAAGCUGGAGAAAUUCCGCUCCAACCGCAUUCUAGUCUACGCGGGAUGCUUCAAUCCGCCACACCGCGGCCAUCUCGAGCUACUAUACCACACAUACCUCCGCACAGACGACAAGACCAUCGCCGCUAUGAUCUUGCCAAUGGCCGAUGACCGCUGCGAGGGCAAGGCCCACACCGAAACUUUCACUUUCACAAAAGAGCAGCGGGCGCAGCUGUGGUACGACGAGGUGCUUAUGCGCUUCGCCUGGGUCUUCCCAGGCACGCAUAGAGACGUCAAGAAGUUCAUGUACUCGAUGAAAGAAUUCGCGAAGGAGGACGGAUUCAGGCUCAGCUUCACGGCACUGUGUGGCGCGGAUCACGCGCGCUUGGACGGCAUGCUAGGACGGAGCUGGGGCACGGGAAGCGUGAUCACGAGCGAUAUUACAAGACCUUCGGAGCUGAUGGUUGCUGGGUACGCCAAGCCGUGCCCCGUGCUGGGAUGCGAGGAGUGGUACGAGAUAUGGUCUGCCAGGGGCGUGCACCCGAUCGAAGGAGUGGCGGCUUCUUGUCCUUGUUGGGCCUGUUGGAAACUAUCGAGAGUGUGUCCGGAACUUUGGAGCAAGGGCACAAAAAGUCAUAGAUGUAGAAUGCUUCGGAAGCGAUGCACGCACCAUUUUGCAUAGAUGCCAUCAAGCUGGAAGCAGCAUUUGGAUGGCAAGCCGGGAGGGAGGAGGAAUUCUCUGGUUUCUGCCCAGCGGACGACAAUACCCAAUUGACAAUACUCGCACUCAGAUAAGCUC
This is a messenger RNA of Trematosphaeria pertusa, 1269 nucleotides long. RefSeq lists its product as uncharacterized. Lineage: Eukaryota; Fungi; Ascomycota; Dothideomycetes; Pleosporales; Trematosphaeriaceae. The transcript is spliced from 2 exons. The record is from RefSeq and is a predicted model, not a curated record. Bases 157 to 1152 code for a protein of 331 amino acids.